AUGAUAACUGACUCGGAAGCACCAACCUAUAACUUUAAUAGUGAUGAUGAAGCCCCAUGUGAAUAUUUGAAUGAUGUUUAUGCUAUAAGUGAAGACACAUUUUCGAUAAAAAUCAUAAAACAAAUUGGAUAUGGUUAUUAUAAUCCCGCAAAUGGCCACAAAGUAACAUUGAUAUACUAUGAACUUGGCUUUGAAGAUACAAUAACAUCGGCUGAUGUCUAUCUAGGAAAAAAUGAUCAAAUACCCUAUGUAUGUGAAAUUGCAUUGAAAUCCAUGAAACUUAAUGAAGUUUGCAUUGUUCAAGCUCCCAAAAUAUUCAAAAAGAUAUUUCGAAAUUCCGAGCAAAUAUCUAAAUAUGAUAAAAAGGAAACCUUUAGGGUAGCUUUUAAAAAGGGGUUACGAUUUAAAAAGAAAUGCGUUGAGAAAUAUUCCACCAUCCCCAUCGUUAAUCAACUUAAAAGAAUCAAAUUAAGCUCAAAUGAUGUAAAAUUACUAUUAAGAAAACACAAAAUUUAUAGUAACAAUAAUAACGAAAAUAAAAAUACAGUUAAAAUUGAUAAUGAUCUCACUCCUGAAACCACCAAUCAUAUUGUAAAUAUCAAUCAAGAAAAUAGCCAAAAUGAAAAUACGAAAUAUCUAAAAUUAGACGAUAUAAAUAAUUUAAAAUAUAAGUUUUUAAAUGAAAACGAUGUCUGCACAUUUGUUAUUUAUUUAAAAGAUUUUUGCAGAGCUGAUACACUAAAUGAUGAUAAAACCAUAAUAAAAGAAAUUAUAAAAGAGGGUACAGGGGUUAUUUCCCCUAAAAAAAAUGAUUAUGUCGAUUUUUUUAUACAAGAAAAGUCAAAUAAAGAAUAUAUCCAUAUGAUUUUUGAUUUGAAUAAUUUAAGAUAUAGAGGUUUAUUUAAAGUUUUGCAAAAUAUGAAAAAAGGAGAAAUAUCAAAAAUAACCCUUAAAGGUAUAGAAUGCUUUCAUAUAAAUUAUUCAAAGGAAAAUAUUUAUACAAAUAAAGGAUUUGAAGAGAAGAAAAUGGAUCCAUAUAAUAAUAAUAAAGCCCCAGUAAAUAAUGUAGAUAGUUCAACUUGCAGAAAUAGCUAUGAGAAUAAUAGUAUUUGUGAUGGAAAUCAGGACAAUACUAAUAACAUAGAAACAAAUGAAAAUAAUAUAAGCAUAAAUAGUGAAGUAAAUAAAUCGAAAGACCCUUUAAAUGAUGAGGAUAAUAUAAAUGACGAAAUUACAAAAAGUGAAAAAGAGUUCAUUGUAGAACUAGUAUGUUUUAAAAGGUCAAAAACUCUAAAUAUAAAAUCAAUAAUAAAUAUGAAUCGCACAGAAAAGUUCUUUUUUUAUUUAUAUGAAGACAAUCGAAAGUACUAUAAUAAACCAAUUAUCGAUACCAAUUGUGAAUUGAUUAUUCAUAUGAGUAUUUCUAAAAAUAUUAAUAAAGAGAAAAGGGAUAAGUUAUUUUUGCCAAUAAAAUUUUAUAGUAGUAAUAAUAGUUAUAUAAAAAAGUCCAAAGCUUAUUUUCUUUUCUCUUAUGGAUCGUGCUUUACUUCACCUAUUUGGUUUUAUGAAUCGUUCAAAGGAAUGAAAGAAGGAGAUGAGCUAAUUAUACCUAUAUCAAAAAAUAAAAAUAUUUGCUCGGAAGACUAUUUUAUUUAUCAUCUUUUAUAUGAUGAUAUAUUUCUAAAGGAUCAAAAUUUAACCCCAAUUCAAAAAUCUACUUCUGCUUGUGUAACGAAAGAAAUUAAAAAUAGAAGAAACAAUGAAGAACUCGUAAAAGAAAGAGAAUCCAUUGUAUCAUCCCCAAUUCAGAUUGAAGCCACUAACACAUCACCGAAAAAAAAAAAAAACAUUGAAAAUUCGGCAAAAAGCACUAACAUAAGAAAUAAAACAAUCAAUCAUGAGAAAAAAUUCUUAAAAUGGCUAAUUUCUAACAGAAAUUUAGGAAAAGGUUUUUUUCUAAUAAACGGAUUAAAGAAACGAACAGUUAACCGUUUUUGCAAAUCUUUUUUUUCUUUGCAAAGCCAUUUUAUUGAAGAAUUUAACCAUAUUGAGGACAUAAACAGAUUCCCUUUUUAUUUGCAUUCUUUUAAAAAAGUUAAGAGAAAUAUAUUAUCUAAAAAAAUUGUUAAUAUUCAAAAAAAAAAAAUUAAGCCCAUUCAACUUAUAAAUACAACAAACCGACGUCACUGUGAUACAUACAAUUCGUCUGAACAAAUAAGGCAAAAUAUUAAGGAUGAAAAAAGAAAAACUAAAUUUUCUUUUAUUAUGAGCUCAUUAAAGAGUGUGUACUUUGAUAAAAACUUUUAUGAAAAAGACGCAAUUUUAAAAAUAAAGAUAGUUAAAAUUCUUUGUAAAAAAAAAAAUUCGUGGAAUAUGAGUAUUAAAGAACAACUGGAAGAUUUAAAAAUAUAUAAUCGAAUAGGGAAUGAUUUUAUGAAAAUUAAUUUAUAUUAUGCUGCUUCUAUAUAUUAUAAAAAAGGGUUCGAUAUACUCCGGUUUUCUAAAAUAUUCAAUUUAAUAUUUGAAGAAAAAAAAAUUGAUAUUUUACAUUCACAAAAGGAUGAGCAAAUUCAAGAAUUUACAAUAUAUAUGGAAAAAAUAUUAACUAACUUAUCUAAUUGUUUAUACAAGCUUAAUCAUUAUAAUGAAUCUAUUAAUUUUGCAGAUAAGGCACUUAUAAUAAACCCACAAAAUGUGAAACCUAUUUAUUGGAAAAAUAUGUCAUAUUUACAGCUGAAUAAGCAUAAUGAAAUAUUACAAAAUUUAAAUAAUUCAUUUUGCUUAAAUAACAGUUCUUUGUUAAAAUUGUAUAAUACCGCUAGAAUGAUCAAAAAGACGCAUGACGAAAAAUUCAAUUCUCUCUUUUAUGGGAUGUAUGGUCAGAAAUAA
Messenger RNA from Plasmodium vinckei vinckei, 2889 nucleotides. Its product is annotated as conserved Plasmodium protein, unknown function. Gene Ontology annotation, molecular function: protein binding. Bases 1 to 2889 code for a protein of 962 amino acids. NCBI's taxonomy places the organism in Eukaryota, Apicomplexa, Aconoidasida, Haemosporida, Plasmodiidae. The transcript has 6 exons. The record is from RefSeq and is a predicted model, not a curated record.